AUGGAAAGGAUACUUGAGAGGUAUGAAAGACUCUCAUAUUCAGAAAGGGAGCUUACUGAAACUGAUCAUGAAUCACAUGGAAUCUGGACAAUGGAAUAUGCCAAACUCAAGUCCAGAAUGGAGGGUUUGCAAACAACACAAAGGCACAUUAUGGGAGAAGACCUUGAUUCCUUGAGCUUGAAAGAGCUUCAAAAUCUGGAACAGAAACUCGAUGCGAGUCUUAAACAUAUUAGGCUGCGAAGGAACCAGUUGAUGUUUGAAUCAAUUUCUGCGCUUGAGAAAAAGGAUAAGGAAUUACAGAAUGAAAACAAUGCUCUUUUGAAUAAGGUCAAGGAAAUAGAGAAAGAAGUAGCCCGACAAGCGCACAUCGAACAGCAGGACCGCCAUAACAUGUCAUCGUAUCAUUUUGAUACAUAUAUCAGUGCUGCAUAUCAGGCAGGAGGUAAUGGAUUAGUAGAAGAAAGUCCAAGACAAGCUCAACCAUCAAUAGUCUUGCCACCAUGGAUGCUUCAGCAUAUUAAUCAUUAGUGAUUUUAUAUCAUAUUUUCCCUUUCAAGGUUGUUUGUAAAGAUAAGACCCUAUAUUCCAUCAACCGAUCGAUCUAGAAAAUAGAUAUAAUAGCUCGCUUGUGGACGUAAAAUGACUUAGAUGAUCAGCAAUUGCGUGUUGAAUGCGUAAUACAAUAUCACUUCUGAAUGAAAUGAGUUUUCAUGGACAAUACUA
This is a messenger RNA of Helianthus annuus (common sunflower), 723 nucleotides long. Its product is annotated as agamous-like MADS-box protein AGL8 homolog. Gene Ontology annotation, cellular component: nucleus. Gene Ontology annotation, molecular function: DNA-binding transcription factor activity. The transcript has 7 exons. The record is from RefSeq and is a predicted model, not a curated record. Lineage: Eukaryota; Viridiplantae; Streptophyta; Magnoliopsida; Asterales; Asteraceae. Gene Ontology annotation, biological process: regulation of DNA-templated transcription. Bases 1 to 528 code for a protein of 175 amino acids.